Cheilinus undulatus (humphead wrasse) is the source of this 1742-nucleotide messenger RNA. It is a transcript of the gene mbpa, whose product is annotated as myelin basic protein a. The transcript has 6 exons. The record is from RefSeq and is a predicted model, not a curated record. Gene Ontology annotation, molecular function: structural constituent of myelin sheath. Bases 140 to 538 code for a protein of 132 amino acids. NCBI's taxonomy places the organism in Eukaryota, Metazoa, Chordata, Actinopteri, Labriformes, Labridae.
UGUGCUUCAGAAGAGCUGCAAAGUGCCCUGAAGGAGCAGCAGAGCCGGGUGUAGGCAGUGUGGACUGGGACUGAGUCGGAGGAGGACUACAGAUUAGAUAGCGAAAGGUCAACUCCACCCAACUUCAACAACUACUACCAUGGCUACAGCGAGCACCUCAGGGCAGAGCACCUUUGGGCUUGGGAGGAAAAAGAAGGCUCCUGGCCUCAUGGAUCAGAUUAGCAAGUUCUUUGGAGGAGACAAAAAGAAAAGGAGCAAGGGGUCUUUCAGGGGUCACCUGGCCUCUUCACCCCAGCAGUCCUCCUCUCGUCGCCGCACCAAUGAAAACGCAGUGGUGCAAUUCUUCAGGAGCAUUGUUUCCUCUCCUCGUCCUAAAUCCAGGUGGAGAGACGUCUUGGGCUUGGCCUCGUCGCCACGCGCCGAAAGCGCAAAGUCGCCAGUCAGAAGACGCAGAGACCAAAGCACACUGUCCAGACUCUUCAACCUGGGAGACCCCAAGUCCCGCCCUCCCCCUAAACGCUGGAGUACCAUCUUCUAAGCUCUCCGCCAAGGACCAAACCACAGAUCUGACGCCAAUUGGACAAAGUGAAGGAGGAGAAAUGGAUCUGCAAGAGGCGGACUCACAACCUCAAGAAAUGUUAACAAACUAACACCAGACCUCCAUAUGUUCAGACUGUAACACCACAUAGAAAAAUAUGAAAUCUACUCUCAAAAGGUGUUGAGCCUUUCUGUGCAAGUGUUCCUUUUAAUCCUAAAGCAUCUCUCGUCUCAGUCACCGUGCAGCUGUUAAGAAAUGUGGUCGUAUUUUUGGUCAAAUAUUUCAUAAUUUUCUGUAACUUAGUCUGAUGGUGCUAGUGUCUGCUGUCUGAGGUGCGUCUAUGGCAGAUGUUUGUUUUUCUAGUCGUCUCCUGUCAUUUAAAUUUUGUACAUGGGCGAUGCUUUCUGUAUCCUGCUGUUUUAACACAACUCACUCCCCCAAGGAAAAAAAGAAAGCAUUAGUUUUGUUGGACCUGGACUGAGUUCUUGUUUGAUGUUGUGCAUUUGUUGCUUAAGAAGAAAAGGCAUUUCAAAAAUACAACUGGAAACCUACAGUAUAUGAGAAAUAAUGACUCUAAUAUGGUGUUGAUGUAAGAGUUUUGUUGCAUUAUGCUGCAGUGUAAUUAAUAAAUAUGUACAGAAUAAUGACAUUUAUCCAAAAAUAAAAAGUGCCCUUUUCAAAUGCACUGUUAAGCAUAAUACGACUAAAAGAAUUACCUACAAAUUAAAUUAUCCCACUCUCCUAUCUGUAUAGAAGCUUUUUGCAUGGGCCUAAUUUUAUAAGUAAAACAUUUUCAGCUUGAAUGUAGGUUGAAGAUUUAAUGUUUUGUGUUUUAAGAUGACAGACAAAUAGUCAUAUAGUCUGAUGGUCAGAAAGUAAGUGGUUAAAAGGUUUAAGGCGGAGGUACUGAGAUGGUAUGAGGUGUUUAGUAUAGAUGAUGUGGAUUUCAAAUGUUCUGACACAUGGCUUUUAGGCUGUAUGUUCAUGAUAAAUUACACUGCCUUUCUUGUUUUUAUAUGCUGUUUGUGUGGUUAAUCUAACGUCAAACUGUACAGGUGUUUCUUGUCUGAGGUUGCUGACAUUUGGUGGUGCUACAGUAAAAGGAUCGUAUAUUUAGAAAACUGAGUGCUUUGUAUGUAAAACUCUGUCUUAAUGCUCAUCUCUAACUGAAAAUAAACAUCUCAGUCAUCAAACGGCUUCAAAA